CCGGGAAGAAGAAGCGUCAGUUGGCAAAAUUGCAAUUGUUUAUUGUUGUUAAACUGGUUUAAUAAAAAGUACACCUGUUAAAGAGCCAAAGAAUGUCAGAAGAAGCGGCCAGCACGUCGGCCUUUGGCUUCAAGAAGCGAAACAUCAAGAAGGGAGCAGGAAUUCGUCGCAAAAAGGAAUCUAGCAGUAAUGAAUCUGCAAAAAGCAGCGAUGAAGAGACUAAAGGCAAAGCCAGUGCCCUAGUGCGAGCCGAGAACCGUCGAAAGCGGACCAAUCCCAACUUUCAGAGCACCAAGACUCUCAGCAAAGCGAAGAGACAAGCAGGAGCACCCGGUGAAGAUUGCUCAUCCUCCGCCUCUGACGAUGAUAAACUGGGCAUUGCGUACAAAUCCAAACGCGAGGCGCUGCCCAGCGGACCCCAAGAUCAGGGAGCCACAUCCAUUAAUGAAGUGGACACUGAAUUGGAUCGCGAUGCGCAGGCCAUUCACGCGAGAGCCUUGAAAAUCAACGAGGAGCUGGAGGGCAAGGCGGACGAUAAGAUCUAUCGCGGACUCAAUAACUAUGCGCAGUACUACAAAAAACAGGAUACAGCGGCAGGGAAUGCCAGCUCCGGAAUGGUACGAAGUGGUCCUAUUAGGGCUCCUGCCCAUCUUAGAGCAACUGUCAGGUGGGAUUAUCAGCCGGAUAUCUGCAAGGACUACAAGGAAACAGGAUACUGCGGCUUUGGCGACAGCUGUAAGUUUCUGCACGAUCGCAGUGAUUACAAGGCGGGCUGGCAACUGGAAAUGGAUCAUGAGAAUCAGCGAACGGGUGAUGUGGACUCCGAUGGCGAUGAUGGCAAGUAUGAGAUUCACUCUGAUGAAGAAACACUGCCUUUCAAGUGCCACAUCUGCCGUCAGAGUUUUGUCAAUCCCGUGGUAACAAAGUGCAAGCACUAUUUCUGUGAAAAGUGCGCCUUGGCCCAGUACAAAAAGUCACAACGCUGCAUCAUCUGCUCUCAGCAAACAAAUGGGAUUUUCAAUCCCGCAAAAGAACUGAUAGCUCGUCUCAAGACGAAUCCAAUAGAAAACUCAGAUAGCGAUGAGGAGGAACUUGGAGCCAAUGAGGAUAAACCUCGAGCAGAGGAAGAGGCACAGGAGAUAUCUUCCGAUGAUAGUGAUUAAUUAAAAUUCAAAUCAUGUGGCUUAUAGGCCACUAAAAAUCCUAGAGUCGAAACCACUGCCCACUACUAAAGAAACUAACGGUUCGGGGGGUGAAAAUUAAUUAGACAAUAACGUAUUUUUAUUAGAAAUAAAUAUUUGAUUAAAUGUUUUAAAUAAAA
Drosophila santomea is the source of this 1321-nucleotide messenger RNA. It is a transcript of the gene mdlc, whose product is annotated as E3 ubiquitin-protein ligase RNF113A. Gene Ontology annotation, biological process: snoRNA splicing. Bases 93 to 1163 code for a protein of 356 amino acids. The record is from RefSeq and is a predicted model, not a curated record. Lineage: Eukaryota; Metazoa; Arthropoda; Insecta; Diptera; Drosophilidae. Gene Ontology annotation, molecular function: metal ion binding. Gene Ontology annotation, cellular component: U2-type spliceosomal complex. The transcript has 3 exons.